Funneliformis geosporum is the source of this 1089-nucleotide messenger RNA. Lineage: Eukaryota; Fungi; Glomeromycota; Glomeromycetes; Glomerales; Glomeraceae. The record is from the annotation of a GenBank genome assembly.
AUGGUGUUCCCUUAUCUGCAUCCAGAUAUUUUACCAAUAAUCUUUGAAUGUCUUGUAAAAACAUGCGAUCAAGAGAACCUAAAGAGUUUAUACCACUGCGUACUAGUCAAUAGGAAUUGGUGUCAAAACGCCAUUCCCGUUCUUUGGGCAAAUCCUUUUCGCUUUCUUACUGAAGACAGGAAAGCUAUUACCGAGGUUAUUCUCAUGUACAUGGCUUGUCUUGAUGAAAAUAAGAAAAAAGAAUUGUUUUUAGGCGCGAAAAUACCAAAGGAAGUUGCCAAAACUCCCAUGUUUAAUUAUCCUUCAUAUUUGAAGAUUCUUGAUUAUUGGGAGCUUGUGAAUUCCAUAAAUGAAACCACACGAAUUCUAUUAAAAAAAAUUGAUAGGACAAUAAUCUUUAAAUAUGACGAUGCUCAAAAUAUCUCGACAAGACUUAAAUCUUUCGUCGUAGAUUAUAUUAUCGAAAAUGCCAGAAUCAAUUCGUUAAUUGUCGCGGAUCAUUACAGGCAUGGUUUCACUCUUGAAUCGAUUGAUUAUGAGAGAGUCGCUGACGGUAGAGAUGGUAAAUUCUUUGAAAACAUCAGAAAACUUGACUUUGUAUUUGAUUAUCAGGAUAUUUAUGAAGUCUUUGAUUGGCUUCCAAUUCAUUGUAAAAACGUGAAAAGUCUUAGGAUUCAAAUGAAGUAUCAUAACCCAAUCGCGCUAUCGAUGAUCAACAAAUUUAUUAAAGAACUUCAAGAUCUCAAGAAGUUCAAAUACAGAUAUUUUUAUCGAAGUAAAGAAGAAACUGAUUGUGUACCUUCAAUAUCAAAUCAUAUCUAUUCGCUUCGAGUGAUUGAGAUUAGACAUUGCUGUCUUAAAGGAAGUAACAUUAUUGAUGAAAUUGCAAAGUGUAAAAAUUUGGAAGCACUUAGAUUAAUAUCUUGUGUAGGUAUGCAUUUUAAAGUAGCAGAACCUUUGAUUACAGCUGAUCUCCCUAAACUUAAAGAUGUUGAAUUGAUUGGAAAUGAAUCUUGCUGCAAAGAAGUAAUUGAGUGGGCAAAAGGGUUUCCGUCACAUGUUAUUGAUCAAAAUCGUAAUGGUUUAUAG